AAAAACUCACAACACAGAAGAAUAAACAAAUUAAGGAAUUAAAUAAAAAAAACAACAACAAAUAAAUAAAAUUCUUGGUACAUAAUUUGACCUUCACCAAAAUAACAAAAAUGCUUCCUGCUGCUUCAACAUUAUGUGGAAUAUUCUCGAUAUUAAUAGCUGGCUCACCAAUAUUCUAUAGCGCUGCGCCGCGUGGUGUCUGCUCCAAUUGCUGUGCGAUACGUGAACGAAAAGAUAUUAAAUUUUUACUCUACACAAACAAAAAUCCACAAAAUCCACAAAGUCUCUACCUGUCCGAUGAGCGUCGCUUAUCUAAAAGCAAUUUCGAUUUACAACAACCUUUGGCCUUCUACAUUCACGGCUUUUCUGAAUCAGCCACCGGUGACAAGCAGAGUAGUCAACAACUGAAAGAUGCCUUUUUGAAAUCGUCCAAUUACAAUGUCAUCCUUGUCGAUUGGAGUCCCAUGACAGUGAUGCCUUGGUAUACGAAUGCUGUUGAUAAUCUGCCGGUGGCAGCGCGUUUCAUCGCACGUUUUUUGCGUUUCCUUGUCGCUAACGGCUAUCAAACGCGUCACAUACAUUUGAUUGGUUUCAGUUUGGGCGCCGAGGUGGCGGGCUUUGCCGGCAAGCAGCUGUUGGAGUGGGGCAUUGUGCUGCCGCGUAUAACCGGUCUCGAUCCACCGCUGCCACUCUUCGAAUCGAAUAGCGGUAAUCGUCAUUUAACACAGACCGAUGCACGUUUUGUCGACGUAAUACACACUGACGGCGGUAUACUUGGUAAUCCGGAGGCAAUGGGUCAUGCAGACUUUUAUCCGAAUGGUGGCAGAGCUCUACAGCCGGGCUGCGCGAGGCAGGAGAUAGCCAAUAAUCGUUGGUUGAAUAUUUUAAUUGGUUGCAGUCAUCAGCGUGCUUGGGAGUAUUUCGUUGAGUCGAUAAAUAAUCCAUACGCCUUUCCGGUGGAUAAAUGUGAGCCGACAAAUGAAUUUGGACGUUGUAAGGAAGGCAAUGGUGGAGCGUUUAUGGGCAUGGCGGCGGAUAGAAGAUUGCGUGGUAAAUUCUUUUUGGAUACAAAUGAUGCGCCACCCUUUGGACGUAAUGCCGAAGCGUCGGUGGCUGCAACACAAAGCGCUGCAACAACAGCAACUAGAACCGUUAUAGAGUCGGCUGCCUUACCCAUGUUGCCAGCUGUCGAGAAAAUUAAUGGCACUCGAGGCUAUGACGACGGCAAUACCUUAAGGGAAACAAGGCAUACAAAAGCGGCGACAAGAUUAUCAUCAACAGUGGCGAAGGCGACAACAACUAAAGCAAACACAGCAACAAUAAAAUCGAGAAUGUAAAAAGAAAUUGAAGCCAAAACAAAAGAACAGCAGCAGCGUAGGCUGAGACGUAGAUGUGCCAACUGUUGUGCAAAAUCUUAGACAGCUGGCCAGUUGCUGGCCGGCCGUCGGUGGGGGUGAUGUAGCGGUAUGCUGUCGACGCGGGCAAGGCUAUUUGUAGGCGCAGCUGUUGCAACGCAGCGCAAAACAUCUUAGUGUCCAAAGUGAGUUUUGUGGAGGUUUACUGUUAAUGCUCGGCGCGCGGUCAAAUAAUGCGGCAGAGGCGUGAAAUCACUUUGUACUCAUAGUAUGUAUAUUUAGAUGUGUGUAAGUGUUGUCAAAGGGAUUAAGUGGAAGCAGUGAAUAAGAGAAGCAUGUAGUAAGCGCUAGUUUACGAUAUCUAGGUUUACUUAUAGUUUUAGUUGUAGCUUUAGUUCUCAAGGCGCUUUCGUGGUUUCAGGCGUUGAUGCAGAAAAUAUAAAUUGCUGCAAUUUUCUGCAGCGCACAAAUAUUUAAGUUAACACUUUUCAAUUCAGUUGAUGGAAAAAAAAAAACUUAAUUUCGUCAGUAAUUGAAGACGGUGAAUGAUGACGACACUCCAGCGGUGGGAGAGCGGCAGAGUAUGGUGGUGAAGAGAGUGUGAUGGUGGGUUAGAGGAGAAAAGUCUUAAGUUAGGCGGAGCUUAAUUUUUAUGUAUAAAAAAUCAUAAGCAUUAAAGAUAAGAGCAUAAGUAUUGUAAUAUUAGAAAUAAUUGGUAAAACUAAACAAAUUUUUAACAAAAUUUAUUAUAGCUCUAAAAAUAUCCAGUUAUAAUGCCAAAUAUUGAAUAAUUAUAAGCAUAAAUGUAGUAAAUAUAAUUUACAUUG
Ceratitis capitata (Mediterranean fruit fly) is the source of this 2182-nucleotide messenger RNA. RefSeq names its product inactive pancreatic lipase-related protein 1. The transcript is spliced from 7 exons. Bases 111 to 1337 code for a protein of 408 amino acids. Gene Ontology annotation, molecular function: lipase activity. Gene Ontology annotation, biological process: lipid metabolic process. The record is from RefSeq and is a predicted model, not a curated record. NCBI's taxonomy places the organism in Eukaryota, Metazoa, Arthropoda, Insecta, Diptera, Tephritidae.